This is a messenger RNA of Trematosphaeria pertusa, 2014 nucleotides long. Its product is annotated as alkaline phosphatase-like protein. Lineage: Eukaryota; Fungi; Ascomycota; Dothideomycetes; Pleosporales; Trematosphaeriaceae. The record is from RefSeq and is a predicted model, not a curated record. The coding region runs from base 279 to 1844 and encodes 521 amino acids. The transcript is spliced from 2 exons.
UUCCCACUCAACGCCUUCAAAAGCCUGUGGAAUAGUAGCCGCGACAUGCGGCGAGGCUUUCCUUUCGCGCUCUUUUAUGCCGACGUUCGGUUUACUGUCGGCCUCGGUUUACUGUCGGCCUCGGUCGACGCGUCGGUUUUUCGCAGCUUAAACACUCGCAACUCGUCUCGUUCUGACCUUCCUCGCCUUGCUUCCUAACUCGCAUAGACAUCUUUCUUUACUCUACGCUUCUCUCUUUGUUCUGCCAGCGUGCGCUUUUCCUGCCUCUAACACCCAAGAUGGCGACCCAAGACCGACCCAACAUCAUUUUCAUAAUGGCCGACGACCACGCCUCGAAAUCAAUCUCAUGCUACGGCGCCGGAAUCAACCAUACGCCGAACAUUGACCGCCUGGCACAAGAAGGCAUGCUCUUCAACCACUGCUACGUCACGAACAGCAUCUGCACACCCUCGCGCGCUGCCAUUUUGACCGGAACACACAACCACGUGAACCAGGUGAUGACGCUAGAUUCGAAGAUCAACAAGCGGUUGCCCAACGUUGCGAAACACCUCCGAACAGGAGGUUACCAAACUGCUAUGGUUGGCAAGUGGCAUCUCGGAGAGGGCAAGGACCACGAGCCUACGGGAUUCGAUCACUGGAGCGUGCUCCCGGGUCAGGGCGAGUACUAUGACCCGCUGUUUAUUGAGCCGUCCGGCACCAAACGCGUGCCAGGAUACGCGACCGAUGUCAUUACGGAUAAGAGCAUAGACUUUAUCAAAAACCGCGAUAAAUCACGGCCUUUCUUCGUCAUGUGCCACCACAAGGCGCCACACCGGAGCUGGGAGUGCGAUCCGAAGCACAAGCAACUGUACACUGAGCCGGUCCGGCUUCCCGACACUUUCACAGACGACUACAAGAACCGAGCGAAGGCGGCGAAGAUUGCAAAGAUGCGGGUUGCCGAGGACCUAACGUACCAUGAUCUAGGCUUGGUACAGCCAGAUGGCGGGAGGGAAGUCGGAGAGAGGGUAAUCGAUACAUGGUGGUGGAACGACCGCAAGAUCCCCGCCCCCUCAGACGUCACCAAGCUCCGCCUAAUCGGCAAAGAUGACGGCAAAGCCUUCACCUUCAAAUCCCCCUCCGAGCUCGCCGAGUUCAAAUUCCAACGCUACAUGCAACGCUAUCUCCGCACCAUCCAGUCCAUCGACGACAACACCGGCCGCCUGCUCGACUUCCUCGACGCUGAAGGCCUCGCCGAAAACACAGUCGUUAUAUACACAUCCGACCAGGGCUUUUUCCUCGGCGAGCACGGCUGGUUCGACAAGCGCUUCAUGUACGAGGAGAGCUUCCAGAUGCCGUUUCUCAUCCGCUACCCGAAGGAGAUACUGCCCGGGUCUAUGUGCGAUGACAUUAUCUGCAAUGUUGACUUCGGGCCUACGUUUCUCGACUUUGCGGGGCUGACGCAGCCGAGCUAUAUGCAGGGCGUUAGUUUCCGCAGUUUGCUGAAGGGUCAGACGCCGCCGGAUUGGCAGCAGGUCGCGUACCAUCGGUAUUGGAUGCACAACGAUGUCAUCCAUGAGGCUUAUGCGCACUAUGGGGUGAGAGACAAGCGGUACAAGCUGAUUUAUUGGUAUAAUGAGGACUUUGGGCUUGAGGGCGCGAGACCGGGUGGUCAAGAGCAUAAGGAGUGGGAGUUGUUUGAUUGCGAGGAGGAUCCGCUGGAGCUGUUUAAUGUGUAUCGUGAGCCGGGGUAUCGGCAGGUGGUGGAGAGGAUGACGAGGAUGUUGGAAGAUAAGAUGGCGGAGAUUGGGGAUGAGUCGGUGCAUCCGAAGUUGUUGCCGGGGGUGGUGGAGGGUCCAAAGCUGUAGGUUGUUGGUUGAAGGGGAAUGGGAUUUUCUGUUAGGCACCUGGAUGAUGUUGAUUUCUGCGAGGAAGCAAGAUGAGGAUAGACGAUGGAGUUACGGGGAGAGGGCGGCGCCUCUUCAUGGAUAUGAGCCCUGAAGUUUUAGUUGUUGAUAGAGGGAGACGCGAAUCCUCU